This is a messenger RNA of Panicum virgatum (switchgrass), 1322 nucleotides long. RefSeq names its product probable ascorbate-specific transmembrane electron transporter 1. The transcript is spliced from 2 exons. NCBI's taxonomy places the organism in Eukaryota, Viridiplantae, Streptophyta, Magnoliopsida, Poales, Poaceae. The record is from RefSeq and is a predicted model, not a curated record. Gene Ontology annotation, molecular function: oxidoreductase activity. The coding region runs from base 254 to 970 and encodes 238 amino acids.
CUUCUUCUUUCCCUUGUUCCUUUACCAGUAGUAGUGGUGGUGGUGGUGGGUUUUUGUUGGUUGGUUUGGGGUGGCCCGGGCCGGCAAUAGCGGUGGGCAGAGUAACCACGUCCACAGCCAUGUAACCGCCCGCCGCCCCCUUGCCUUCCAUCCGAUCGAUCCAUCCAUCCAUCCUGUGCUGCAGUUGAAGCCCAGCUGCCAAGACUGACGCGACUGCUUCCUUCGACUUCUCUUCUCUCCCCCAUCGACAGACAUGGACAUGGACAUGGACAUGGACAUGAAGGGGCCGCCGGCCACGAAGAAGGCGCUGGUGGCGCACGUCCUGGCCGCCGCCGCCGCCGCGCUGGUGCUGAUCUGGUGCGUCCACUUCCGCGGCGGCCUGGCCCUCCGCUCCAAGGCCGACGACAAACAGCUCAUCUUCAACGUCCACCCCGUGCUCAUGCUCCUCGGCCCCAUCGUCCUCGGCGCCGAGGCCAUCCUCUGCUACCGCUCCCUCCCGCUCGCCCGCGGCGCCAGGAAGAAGGCGCACCUGGCGCUGCACGCCGCGGGCCUCGCCGCCGGUGCCCUCGGCCUCUACGCGGUCUUCAAGUUCCACGCCGAGAGCGGCAUCCCCAACCUCUACUCGCUCCACUCCUGGGUCGGCGCCGCCGCCAUCUCCCUCUACGCCCUCCAGUGGGCCGCGGCCUUCCUCGCCUUCUUCUUCCCGGGCGCCUCGCCGCCCACCAGGCGCAGGGCCGCGCCGUGGCACGCCGUCGCCGGCCUCCUCGUCUUCGUGCUCGCCGUCGGCACCGCGCAGCUCGGCUUCCUCGAGAAGCUCACCUUCCUGCAGGGCCCGCCUCUGCGCCUGCCCAAGUACGGCGCCGAGGCCAUGCUCGUCAACUUCACAGCGCUCGUCGUGCUCCUCCUCGGCGUCGCCGUCGUGCUCGCCACGGUCACCGUCGACGGCACAAGGUACAACACCAUCAUGUAAAACUCUAUAUGCAAGCAAAGCUAGCUAUUUUGAUUAGUAUUAAUUUGUAUCGUGUGUGUGUGUGCUGUACGUACAAAGUACAAAUUAGUAUUAAUUUGUAUCAUUGUUCUGUAUACUACAUAUAUAUACUUUGUUCUGUGUAUACGUAUACAUGCUAAUUAUUUGGGCUGUGAAAGCUAGCAGACCAGGGUUCAAAUCCUGGUUUCUCACAUUUGUUCAGGUGGGGUAUUUAAUACCUCCCCGUAGUCCACGUCAUUUUUUAUUUGGACGGUGAAAUGUACGUACUACGACAGUUAUCUAAGACUGGCGGACGGAUGGAGUAUUAUAUUAUUGUUGUUGGGUUUCCUCUCUA